CUGCUUGUGUUUCUUCCUCUGUACAGACAGGUUUGACUGAGAAGGGAAAGGGGCUGGGGUUUUGCCACUGAUGGCAGUAUUUAUUCUCUCGGUUAUAAGAACCUCCUAACCCACAUAUUAGAAACUGUGUAAACCUUGAUUGAUUGUCUGUGAUUAUCUGUUGUGCAGAGAAGUGGACGAAUGACAAUUACACGUAAGAAGACGAGUGUGUGUGUGAACAUGUGAACUUGGCUCUGAAGAGGGUUUACUUACACAGAUUCAGCUUCUGUUCACAGAAACCAUAGGAUUACAUAGAAAGCAACAGAAAAGGACACAAUGAGCCCCCAUCCUGUUGUCCAGGCUAUUAUUGACCUGUCUGCAGGGGCUAUAGGCGGAACGGCCUGUGUGCUCAGCGGACAGCCCUUUGACACUGCCAAAGUGAAGAUGCAAACAUUCCCAACCAUGUACAAAGGCUUUGUGAAUUGUUUUAUAACCACAUACAAGCAGGUUGGUUUCCGAGGACUCUACCACGGUACUACCCCGGCUCUCAUGGCGAACAUUGCAGAGAAUUCUGUUCUCUUCAUGUGUUACGGCUUUUGUCAGCAGGUAGUUAGGAACCUGGCAGGAAUAGACAACGAGACACAACUCAGCGAUGUGGGAAACGCUGUAGCCGGCUCGUUUGCCUCAGUAUUCUCCUCUCUGGUCCUGUGCCCAACGGAGCUGGUGAAAUGUCGACUCCAGGCCAUGCAUGAAAUGGAGGUGUCGGGCAAGAUAGCAAAAGGGCAAAACACUGUGUGGUCAGUGGUUAAAGGAGUCCUGCGCUCAGGCGGUCCUCUGGGGAUGUACCAGGGUCUCACCAGUACUCUGGUCAGGGAAGUGCCCGGAUACUUUUUCUUUUUUGGGGGCUAUGAAUUCAGCCGCAGUGUAUUCGCUUCAGGAGGCAAGUCCAAGGAUGAUUUGGGUGUCCUUCCUGUGGUAUUCAGUGGUGGGUUUGGAGGGGCUUGUCUCUGGCUCUCUGUGUAUCCCAUCGACUGUGUCAAAUCCAGAAUCCAGGUCCUCUCCAUGGCAGGGAAGCAGGCUGGCUUUCUCAAAACCUUUACCAGUAUUGUUAAAUACGAAGGAAUACCAGCCCUGUACUCCGGCCUGACUCCAACAAUGAUCCGCACCUUUCCAGCCAAUGGUGCACUGUUCCUGACCUAUGAGCUCAGCAGGAAGAUGAUGAUGAAGCAGUUUGACAGUUGAGCUAUGUGCUAUCUACCCUUGCCUUGAAGACUUUUUUAUAUGGGGUUCAUGCAAGCCAUCUACUAGGUAGUGAUACACAUCCAUCACACACGUUUUUAUCAUUUAAUUUUACAUUAAAGGCCACCUCUUUAACUUUAACUAGUCCAGAAAUGCUUGCUUUGAUUCAGAAAUAGAGCUAGUCUAGGCUAUGGACCUUGAUGUUUCUACCCCUGUGUCGAAACGUAAUCUAAAUCAACAUUUAUUGCAUGCCACUCUGAGGAAUAAUAUUGAAAUUAAAAAGGGUGCCAGUACUUCUGUAUAACUCAGCAUCUCUUCUUUAAAAGCCUUUAAUACUUGAAACGAUACUUUUAUAUAAAUACAAUUUCUGUAAAAUUCAGAAACCACUUUUAAAAAGUGUUUUUUUGUAAAUUACUUUUAAAGAUGUAUUUUCUGGUUUAGUUGCUAGUACUAGUUUAACAUGCAUCUACAGUAUGACUAACAAUUGCAGUAAUGCGUAACCUGCAGUGUUGUAACAUCAAUCAUAUUGCAGUAUUAAUAGUAAUGUUUCUCAGCAGUGAGUAAUGAAAGAGAGGAAAUAUUUUAGUAGAUUUUUUAAGUUAAUGCUGAAGACUUUUUGGCCCUUGUUUAAGAAGAAAGAAACUUUUAAAUAAUGUUUGACUCAAUUUAUCUCUUCCCACCAAAACUGUUUCUUAUUAAAGGCUAAACACCAUGUCCAAAAACGGAAAUAUGAUUUCAAACUCGAUUAUCUUUCAAAGCUAAAACUGAGGUAGGAAAAACAAAAUAGCAUGGAAUAUAACACUAGACUCUCUCCAAGAAACUACCUGGAAACUAUUUAUACUGUAUACAGUAGUAACUUGGUUGGAAAGGUUGUAAAAAGAUAAUCCAGAGGCAAUCUACCUGUCUGUCUGGAAGAACGUGUGAGUGGGGAUAUUGAUUUACAAUCUAGCUAUAUGCUGGAGAGAAAGUGAGGAACAAGAUAGAGCGGAAAAUACUGUUACAUUUCUCCAAUGUUGGUAAAAGUCACAGGGACUGUAUUAUUUAAACGUGGCACCUGAGCUGUUUGGAAUCUGUUUAGAAAGCUUUUUAUUUUAGGAGAAUAUCAAAGAUCAUAUGGAUGCUACAGUAAGAGAAGUGAUGGAGAUUGUGGGGAGCAUAAAAAUCUCAGGAGGACAAGAUGCAUUCUGCUCGUGAAAUAUAUAUUGUUCAUGUCUGUCCGGUCAAGGGUUAUCACGUUAAACUGUUUGUUAACAGUAUUGCUGUUUCUAUUAAUGUGACUAUGAUGUUGACAGAAAACCAGGCGCUCAGUAAUAGAAAGGGUAAAAAAACAUGGUUUUCAUGUGUGAAUAAUUUUGUUUUGAAUGUUCCCAUAUUUUUCGACCAUGGUGUGUUUACAGCCUUUAUAGAUGAGCUUCAGUACAUGUACACCUACUUGCGACCUGUUAUACUACAUAAACACAUUGGUCUAAGUAUACAUCUCAUAGUAUGUUGAAUACCCAUGUUCUUAAGUUGAAAUACAGUUAACUAUUAAAAAGUCUGUUUUGGCGA
Messenger RNA from Polyodon spathula (Mississippi paddlefish), 2766 nucleotides. RefSeq names its product mitochondrial ornithine transporter 1-like. Gene Ontology annotation, biological process: mitochondrial L-ornithine transmembrane transport. NCBI's taxonomy places the organism in Eukaryota, Metazoa, Chordata, Actinopteri, Acipenseriformes, Polyodontidae. Bases 316 to 1221 code for a protein of 301 amino acids. Gene Ontology annotation, molecular function: L-ornithine transmembrane transporter activity. The record is from RefSeq and is a predicted model, not a curated record. The transcript has 7 exons.